Molecule: messenger RNA, 549 nt
Organism: Paramecium pentaurelia
Lineage: Eukaryota; Ciliophora; Oligohymenophorea; Peniculida; Parameciidae
Source: the annotation of a GenBank genome assembly
AUGAGUGAUUAAGAUGAUAGAUAUCAAAGAGCAUUAAAUAAUGAAUUUCAAUCAGAGUUUCUAUAAUUUGAGAGUCAAAGUGAAACUAAAGGAAUAGAUGUAAGAGAUCAAUUUGGAAAAAGAUUACAUUAUUGGAGGUAAUGAAUAAUUGAAAUUAUUAAAGUGCAGGAGAUAAUAUAUAUAGUGUUACAUUUAAAAAGAUUAAAACUAGAUUACAUUGGUUAUUCAAUCCUGACACAUAUGAUAAAUAAACAAAGAAGCAAAUAUAAAGACAAGCAUAGUUAUAUAAUAUCUAAAUUAUAUUGGGAAUUAUUUUUGUAUGUCUAACAUAAUUAUCAAGAUAGUAGCACCUUUAUCUAUUGCUAUUACAGUAAUUUAGCCAAGAGUAGCAAGAGCUAAAAGAGAAUUUUUAAUGCAUUAAUACGAUAAAAUAAAGUAGAUUAUUUAAUUUAUAUAUAUUCUAGUAUGAUUUCUAAAGCCUUAGGAGUUAAAUAAUAAAAAAUGGAUUUUAAUACAUUAAAAAGGUUUCUUUAUAAAAAAGAAGAAUGA